Camelina sativa (false flax) is the source of this 1536-nucleotide messenger RNA. RefSeq names its product putative 2-oxoacid dependent dioxygenase. NCBI's taxonomy places the organism in Eukaryota, Viridiplantae, Streptophyta, Magnoliopsida, Brassicales, Brassicaceae. The record is from RefSeq and is a predicted model, not a curated record.
CUUUCUUUUGAUAAGAUAUCCAAACAUCAAACAAACGUUGCGGAGAGAAAUUUUAUUAUUUCAACUUUGAAAUUGCAUUCGAUUCACACAUACACCAAAUACGGUGUAUUUGGGUCACACCAAAUACUUUUUGUGUUUGUUAUAUAUACGGAGAGGUCAAAGACCUCUGAUUAAGCAAGCUACACUACUGAGCAGAAAAGUCUCUCUAUAAUUUCUUCAACCUUUCAUUUCCUUCUCGUAUAAGAAACGACAUACACAAUGGUGGGAAACUAUGAUCGUACCGAUGAGGUAAAAGCGUUCGACGAGAUGAAGAUUGGAGUGAAGGGUCUCAUGGACGCCGGGAUCACACAAAUCCCACGCAUUUUCCAUCACCCGCAUGCUACCUUUACGAACCCUAAACCUAGUUCCUCAACGUUGAAGAUCCCAACAAUCGAUCUUGGAGGCUGUGUGUUCGAGUCCACGGUCAUGCGAGAGAGUAUAAUCACGAAAGUGAAAGACGCGGUUGAGAAGUUUGGGUUCUUCCAGGUGAUUAACCAUGGGAUCCCAGUUGAUGUGAUGGAAAAGAUGAAAGAUGGGAUUCGUGGGUUUCAUGAGCAGGAUUCAGAAGUGAAGAAAACGUUCUAUAGUCGUGACAUGACCAAAAAGGUUAAGUAUAACACUAAUUUUGAUCUCUAUAGUUCUCAAGCUGUCAAUUGGAGAGAUACUUUAACUACGGUUAUGGCUCCUGAUGGUUUACAAGUAGAGGACUUACCUGCGGUUUGUCGGGAAAUAAUGUUGGAGUACUCCAAGCGAAUGAUGAAGUUAGGAGAGAUAAUCUUUGAGCUGUUAUCAGAAGCUCUCGGAUUAAAACCUAACCACCUCAAAGAACUAGACUGCGCCAAGAGCUUGUCGUUGCUCUCACAUUACUACCCACCUUGUCCAGAGCCUGAUCGAACCUUUGGGAUCAGUUCACACACAGAUAUAUCUUUUAUCACUAUUCUUCUUCAAGACCACAUUGGUGGACUUCAAGUUCUCCAUGAUGGAUACUGGAUCGAUGUUCCUCCUAAUCCCGAAGCUCUUAUCGUCAACUUAGGAGAUCUCUUACAGCUUAUAACAAACGAUAAGUUUGUAAGUGUGGAGCACAGGGUUUUGGCAAAUAGAGGCGAGGAACCGCGCAUUUCAAGCGCAUCGUUCUUCAUGCACACCAUACCAAAUGAACAAGUAUAUGGACCUAUCAAAGAGUUUCUAUCUGAACAAAACCCUCCCAAGUAUAGAGACACAACCACGUCCGAGAUGGCGAGACAUUACUUGGCUAAAGGACUAGAUGGGACCUCACCGUUGCUCCAUUUCAGGAUCUGAGAAUAAUAGUGGAUCAAAAUCUUAGAGGAUUUCUGAGUUUCACGAAAACAAAUGUACAAUAAAAACUACAUGUGGUAGUAGUAUUUCACAUAUAUUGUGUAUCCAUUAAUUUAUAGACUUAAACCAUCAGUAUCUUAUAACUUCCAUUUUGUAGUUCUUGUGUUGAGAUAUAUAUUACAUUGUGUUGUUUACUAGGUA